Messenger RNA from Zingiber officinale, 1463 nucleotides. RefSeq names its product pyruvate dehydrogenase E1 component subunit alpha-1, mitochondrial-like. Gene Ontology annotation, molecular function: pyruvate dehydrogenase (acetyl-transferring) activity. Gene Ontology annotation, biological process: pyruvate decarboxylation to acetyl-CoA. Lineage: Eukaryota; Viridiplantae; Streptophyta; Magnoliopsida; Zingiberales; Zingiberaceae. The record is from RefSeq and is a predicted model, not a curated record. The transcript is spliced from 8 exons. Gene Ontology annotation, cellular component: intracellular membrane-bounded organelle. The coding region runs from base 54 to 1226 and encodes 390 amino acids.
CAACAACCAUCGUCACCAUCCGUCCGUUUGCAGAUUCGUCGCUUCAUUCCUCGAUGGCCGCCUCCGCUGUCGUCCGCCGCCUCUCCAGCGCUCCGCUACGCGAUCACCGCCUCCUCCGACCCUUCUCCUCUACCGGAAGCGAGUCAACGAUCACCGUCGAGACCAGCGUCCCCUUCACUGGCCACAAGAUCAACCCACCAUCGCGCUCUGUAGAGACCACCCCCGUCGAGCUCCUCUCCUUUUUCCGCGAUAUGUCCCUGAUGCGCCGCAUGGAGAUUGCGGCCGAUUCUCUCUACAAGUCCAAGCUUAUCCGCGGGUUCUGCCACCUCUAUGAUGGGCAAGAGUCGAUCGCCAUCGGCCUCGAGGCGGCCAUCACUAAGAAGGACGCAAUCAUCACCGCCUACCGUGAUCACUGCAUCUGCCUCGGACGCGGAGGAACCCUCGUUGAAUCCUUUGCGGAGCUCAUGGGUCGCCGCGCAGGGUGCUCGAAGGGGAAAGGCGGGUCGAUGCACUUUUACAAGAAGGAAUCAGGGUUCUUUGGUGGCCAUGGGAUCGUGGGUGCCCAAGUGCCGCUCGGUUGCGGUCUCGCCUUUGCUCAGAAGUACUUGAAGGAAGGGACUGUGUCCUUUGCGUUGUAUGGUGACGGUGCUGCUAACCAAGGGCAGCUUUUCGAGGCUCUUAACAUAUCGGCGCUUUGGGAUCUUCCGGCCAUACUGGUCUGCGAGAACAAUCAUUACGGUAUGGGGACUGCUGAAUGGCGUUCUUCAAAGAGUCCUGCCUACUAUAAACGAGGGGAUUAUGUACCUGGUUUGAAGGUUGAUGGAAUGGAUGUUCUUGCUGUGAAGCAAGCUUCAAAAUUUGCGAAGGAGUAUGCUCUGAAAAAUGGACCAAUCAUUCUUGAGAUGGACACUUACAGAUACCAUGGGCACUCCAUGUCCGAUCCUGGGAGCACUUAUCGCACACGUGAUGAGAUUUCAGGUGUGAGACAGGAGCGUGAUCCUAUCGAAAGAAUUAGGAAGCUGUUACUGUCCCAUGAGAUAGCCACUGUCUCUGACCUCAAGGACAUUGAGAAAGAAGUCAGAAGAGAGGUAGAGGAGGCCAUUGCCCAAGCAAAGGAGAAUCUGAUGCCUGACCCUUCUGAGUUAUUUACCAAUGUUUACGUCAAAGGUUUCGGUGUGGAGUCAUUUGGCGCGGAUAGGAAAGAGGUGAAAGCCAUUCUUCCAUGAUGAUUGCAAACAGCAAAUCGUUCAAUAUUUUGUGUCCAUGUGUUGAAAUCUCUAAUAAAUAAGCUUGAAAAUAAAAAAAUUCUGGCUCUUUGAAGUCGAUACAGGUUUGGAUCAGCUUAACUAAGUCAAAAUUUUCAAUUUUUGCACUGAGCAUCACUUUGAUCUGUAAUUUACAGGCUACCAAUCUAUAUUGGUCAGUAAACUCUAAUCUGCACUGCUUGUGCAGAAUUUUCUUCA